AGAACUAAAUUGAAGGUUUAUUAAAAUAAAAAAGCAUUAACCGUAGUCCGUAAUGCGAAGAGCGCCGUGACUUUCAAAGUUCACUUCGGUUUAACUCCAACUAAUACGAAAACCUUCAAAACGACGUCGAACUUCCGGUCUUCGACGAUGACCGGAAACUCCUUACCGCCGGUGAAGCUCACCGACAGUGGCCGCCCAGUUCUGAUACCGAACGAGAUCGAGUGCUUCUUCCUCUCCGGCGUAGACCUUCUCAGCGAAGACGAACCUAACACAUGGUUCCCUCACUUAAAAUCUGGCCUCCUCAUCUUAACCACGCAUCGUCUCCUCUGGCUCCCAGACGCGGCCGUCGCCGCCUCAUCCUCCUCCGUAGCUGUCCCCCUUGCUUCAAUCGCCCACAUUUUCCCCCACAAGAAGUCUCUCAAAUCGGUGUUCGCCUCCCCAAGGGUCCGUUUCCAGGUGUCUCCAUCGCCGGAGCGCGGAGUUGCCGCAUCAGGAUCAAGAUCGGUGGUUGCGACGGUCGUGGUGAGGGGUAAAGGAGACUGCGAUGCUUUUGUGUCCAAGUUUUGGGAGAAUUGGAGAGCUAGAGCGUGGGAGGAGUCAGAGAGUGCUACGAGUUCGAGUUCUAAUGCAGCGGUCAGGGCAGCAUCGACGUCUUCGAGUGGGAUUUAUUCGAGUGAUGGGACGGUGAGGAUGGUGGGAGUGUCGGGGAUUUUGAGGAAGGAGCAGGAAAUGUGGGAGAGUACUGAUAAGAGUUUGCAGGAUGCUUUUCAGGAUUUGAACGCCCUUAUGAGCAAGGCUAAAGAGAUGGUCAUGCUAGCAGAAAAAAUGAGGCUAAAGCUUUUGUCAGGCUCAAAUUCUCAAACAAAUACAACUAAUGAAGAAGAGAUGGGUUCAAAAGAAGAAAUGCAAGAAUUGUUAUUGAGUGUUGGUAUAAUAUCCCCUGUUACAAAAGAGUCUGCGGGUGCUCUGUAUCAUCAACAAUUAUCUCGCCAGUUGGCAGAUUUUGUUAAAGUUCCACUAGAGAGAGCUGGAGGAAUUAUCAAUCUAAUUGAUAUUUAUUGUCUCUUCAAUCGUGCUCGUGGAACAGAAUUGAUCUCACCUGAUGAUUUGUUGCAAGCAUGCUCUCUGUGGGAGAAGUUUGAUGUCCCAAUUGUUCUAAGGAAGUUUGAUAGUGGGGUCAUGGUAAUACAAAAUAAGUCCCACAGUGAUGAGGAGGUUUUCACUAAAAUUAAGGUGCUUGUUAUGAAGCCUGAUGCUCUUCGAGCUGGGAUAAGUCCUAGUGAUGCUGCAAUGACGCUGGGAGUUGCCCCAGCAAUGGCAAAGGAACAUCUCUUGUCUGCUGAGAGCAAGGGUAUACUUUGCAGAGAUGUCAGCCCUGAUGGAUUUCGCUUUUAUAUUAAUUUGUUCCCAGAAAUUGAUCGAGAUGAUAUGUAUUUAGUGAAAGAUCAGGGGAUUUAUGCCUCAUGGGUUAGAGCAAUCCCUGCUCAUGGUUAGAGUGGCAAGCUUGCCCAUUUCAAGGUAAUAUUGGACAAUUUUUUAGUGCCAGGAACUGGCCUGACUUGGCUAGUUUGUGUAUAUUUUCUCCUUUCAAUCACUAUAUAUAAGGGGCAUAUUUGGGCAUAUUUAGUGAGAAUGAGGAGAAAAAAAAGGUACAUACACACUCAUUGACAUUGCUUCAAUAAUGCUCACACAUCAAAAGAACAUUUAAUUCAUACGAAUUUGGCAAAUAGAAGCAGGAUCUUAGCUCAAAGUUACAUUACCUUCA
This is a messenger RNA of Lathyrus oleraceus (garden pea), 1765 nucleotides long. Its product is annotated as vacuolar protein sorting-associated protein 36. Gene Ontology annotation, cellular component: ESCRT II complex; late endosome membrane. NCBI's taxonomy places the organism in Eukaryota, Viridiplantae, Streptophyta, Magnoliopsida, Fabales, Fabaceae. Gene Ontology annotation, molecular function: phosphatidylinositol-3-phosphate binding; ubiquitin binding. The transcript has 8 exons. The record is from RefSeq and is a predicted model, not a curated record. Gene Ontology annotation, biological process: protein transport to vacuole involved in ubiquitin-dependent protein catabolic process via the multivesicular body sorting pathway. Bases 148 to 1494 code for a protein of 448 amino acids.